Molecule: messenger RNA, 792 nt
Organism: Nymphalis io (European peacock)
Lineage: Eukaryota; Metazoa; Arthropoda; Insecta; Lepidoptera; Nymphalidae
Gene: mRpL48
Exons: 5
Coding region: 137-718 (193 amino acids)
Cellular component (GO): mitochondrial ribosome
Source: RefSeq, a predicted model, not a curated record
UGAGCUUAUGUCAUAAACAUAACCAAAAUAUUUCAGUAUAUUUAAAUGAAUAUAGUAUCCAAAAUUUGAAACUAUAUUUUGAUUUUAUUAUUUAGAUUAUAGUUACUUUCAAAAAUCAAGCUGUAAAAAUUAUACAAUGUUUACAAGGAAAUUUAUUAACUUGGUUAAAUUAAAUCGUAAUGUAGGCCCAAAGAAAUUUCUCGGCCUUCCCACUAUUUCAAUAAACAGACAAGAGCGACGAUACAAAGGUGAUUUGUACGAGCCAGACUAUUUAAUUAGUAUGCAGCCAGAUGAGCCUAUUUACGAUUGCUUAAAUUUGCAAUUAAAAGGCUAUGAUUUUGUGUUGCUUGAAUCUUGUCAGAAAGAAAUACACAGAUAUGCUGAAAUAAUGGGAAUCCAAGUUGAGGAAAGUUGGGCGACACCAGCACAGCAGUUGAAUGUACAAAGAUUUAAGCCAGGAAGCACAGCUGUUGAAUCUGAUUACCACCUCAAAAUAUAUGAAAGAAAUGUACAGGUGGUAGAAGUGCCUGCUUGGGCGCUUGGUACGCUACUUCGUGUAUCCCGUGCCUUACUCCCCGAAGGAUGUACGCUUAACGUACACGAGCACACGCCGGAACACGAAGAAGUACGAUAUGUCCCCGACAAUGAAUUGAUUGAACUUAAGCAACAAUUAGAUGAUAUGGGGGGUAGCCGGACUGAAAAGAAAAAGAAGAAAUAGUCACUUAAAAAUUUAUUUAUUAUUGUUUUGUAAGUAGUUAUCUAGAAUCUGAAUAAAAACAUUGAACAUUUGAA